AAAAAUGUUGGUACAACGCUCUGAUGAAUGGCCCUGAUUAAUGAUGGGUGACCAGAACAAUUCGAUCAGUGAGGAUCAAUCUGAUGAUACCUCUCGGAAUAGCGUCCAUAUCAACGAAGUCAGCAGUGUCAGCGGUCGUGGAGGGCAGAAUACGGCAAUUGGAGUGAAAAUCGUGAGAGAAGACAAAACAAAGAUAUACCAACCUUUUUCCUUCUCUGGAUGUCAUUCACCAAAGGCCUGGCUCAUAACCAUUAUUGUUGUUGUGCUCGUCAUUGCAGGGGCAAGCAUAGGUGGGAUAUUCGCGUCAAAAGAUUCGAAAAAGGGUUCGGCAGAGACUCCAGUCAAUCCUCAACCAACAUCGCCCGUUGUCAACACCUCAACCUCUCACGGCAACGAAACCGGGACAUUCGACUCGACCAAGUACCGCGCCUGGGACGAGCCGCAGCCUCUUCUGGCUGAAUGGGUGCGGUUCGGACAGAGCUUCGCCGCACCCCCUAAAAUCGCGCUUGGAUUGCAACAUCUCAAUGCAAAAGAAGGAUCUAGCACAGCCGGAGUAAGUGUAUAUGCCGAUGGCGUGACAGAGUCUGGAUUUGUGAUGCAUCUUGACGCUGUUGCGGACUCUGAGAUAUACACUGCUGUUUGCACCUGGAUCGCCGCACCGCCCUACAGCGCCGUCAACACCACGCAGUACCAAGUGGGCCAUUGGAGCACCUUGGAGAGCCAUCCAAGAGGACAAACCCAAGCGGAGACAUCCUCCCGCAUCUCAUUUGGCUACAAGUUCGACGUAGCUCCCCACGUGGUUCUUUGGAUCGACGGGUUUGAGAUGGCGAGCGCACGGGACUGGCGUCUGAAGACGUAUGCAACUGACAUCGACCUGACGGGUUUCACCAUCCACAUCGACACCUGGAAUGACACGAUCCUGUACGUGGGCAAUGCGUCAUGGGUGGCAUGGCCCGCGUCAACUCCAAACGUAGUGACUGGAGUUAUGGAACCGGCCCAUGUCCACGACUUGGGUCUGGUUGGCGUGAACUACACAUUCGGGGACAGGGUCCAUGUUGACUGGCCACAAGAUGUCAAGACUGGGAACAUCCCAACUGUCCUGUCCGGGUUCGGGUCGUUCGAUGUGGACAACAACAGCUGGAUGCGCUUCAGUGAGUUGUAUGGAACACCGAACACGACGGCAGAUGGCAUGGACAGGGACAUCAGUGGGUUUCAGCAGGCUAGGUUUCGGGACGGAUCGGUGCCUUAUAUUGCGGCGUUUGCUUGAUUCUUCUACAUCGAAAUUUCUCACAGUCGUUAAAAGCGGCGGCGCGCCUAGCCCGCGACUAUGCCCGAAAUGGCCGUCCGCCUAAACCGUGGGCGGAUUUCC
Cladophialophora immunda is the source of this 1369-nucleotide messenger RNA. RefSeq lists its product as uncharacterized. Gene Ontology annotation, biological process: cell-cell adhesion. The coding region runs from base 41 to 1267 and encodes 408 amino acids. The record is from RefSeq and is a predicted model, not a curated record. The transcript is spliced from 4 exons. NCBI's taxonomy places the organism in Eukaryota, Fungi, Ascomycota, Eurotiomycetes, Chaetothyriales, Herpotrichiellaceae. Gene Ontology annotation, molecular function: oligosaccharide binding; polysaccharide binding; N-acetylgalactosamine binding. Gene Ontology annotation, cellular component: protein complex involved in cell adhesion; cell surface; phagocytic vesicle.